GGAAAAAGAUCUAAUGGCAAGCAUUCUUUAACUGAUGAAAAAUCCAAAUAUCAAAAUCCCAACAAAGAUCUGAAAAACUAUGAAGAAGAAAAGACAAUGGGUGUAGUACCGUCUAUGGAAAAGAGACUGGAGGAUAAUUCUUGCAUCAAUUAUAUCAAGAACCAAUAGUAGAAAAUUCUAAGCCACAAGAAAUUAGUCAGAAUUAUGAAGAAGUGAAAGGUGUCAGUAGUAGCAAUGAUUUAGAAGAAAAUAUUAUUAGAAUUCACAUGAAAAAGAACUAUAUUUGGGCAGUUAUGAAAGAAUUUGAUAAAGGAGUAGAAGAUUGGAGAAUUAUAGCAGAGAAGACAUUAAAUAUAUCAAGAAUCAAUACUUACAAGCUAAAGAAGAGUUUUGAAAAAACUAUUCCUGAUCCAAUAAAAGUAUUGAUUGAAGAUCUAAAACUGAGAAGACAGGGAGCUUACUUUCCUUGGAAAAAGGAUGACAGUUUAUCUACUGGAGUUUCAUCAAAUGACGAAAAAGAAGAAUCUAAACAAAUAGAUAUUGAAUCCUCUGACUCUUCUGAGGAUAUUGAAAGACAAUUUGAACCUCCUUUUGGAGUGAUAUUCCAAAACUUUAAUUUCUCUGAAGCACUAACAUAUCUCUGAAACAUUAUUAAAACUUGAAUUGAAGAAGAUAUUAAAAAUGUGACAUUUGAAUCUUGUUUAUUUCCCUUUAUUUCAGAAGGGACUCUUGGAAAAACUCAGUUUAAAACUCCUAUGCUCCAAAUGAGACCACUUUAUGGAAUUAAUUUCAUCAGUUGUAAAUAUGCUAACCCUCCUUUACCUCUUAAAGAAGAUAAAGGUGGAUGGAGAUUUAUUGAUCUUGUAAAUGAAGAAUCAGAAGGUGAAAGCACAUAUGACAAAGCAGACCAGAUCGGACUUUUACUUAACUGCCCUGGCCUUCCCUUCCCCCUUAGAGAAAAAGAAGAAAAACAAGAAAUAGAAGGAGGCAUCUCAAGCAUCACAUUCAAAAACAACGGAUUUACCGAAGUAGAAAUGGCUAAACUUAAAGUAUAUUUAUGAUAUGCUGAAAACCUCAUGAUCUACGAAGAGGACUAAACUAUUCCCAAUAACCUCAAUAAGCUUCAAAAAUCUCUACCUAAUUCCUCUUCCCUAAACAAUUUAC
Molecule: messenger RNA, 1164 nt
Organism: Moneuplotes crassus
Lineage: Eukaryota; Ciliophora; Spirotrichea; Euplotida; Euplotidae
Source: the annotation of a GenBank genome assembly